AUGCCAUCCAAAUCACUCAUCCAAUCCUCUCUUCUUCUCAUCUACAUCAUCAUUGCCUGCACCACUUUCCUCACUUCGCUUCCAUCUGUCGUUGCGCCCGUGUAUGAGCCAGCCUGCAAUUCAACUUGCUACCAAUUGGAAUGGAUUGUUGGACAUUGGAGAAGCGAAUUUUCAGGAAAGGUCUUUUGGCCAACAGUUCCCACGAUGACUUUCGGCGAGGAUCUCAAAAUCAUGGAAGCUCCAUUGGCAAGGAGCGCCAAUGUACAAUUCUUGAACUUUUCCGCUCGAGCUUGGUCCCACUCAACAAAGGAUCAUUUCCACGAUGAAUGGGGCUUCGUUACAGUGGACCCAACUGGAAAUGCCACGUUGAUGACUUCGGGGAACAAUGGUUUCACAACUUAUGAAGUUGGGCACGUCUCGCACAACAAAUUGGUUUUAACAUUGAAAGAUAUUGGGAGAAUUUCGUUCUCGAGAGAUCUCCCGGUGGAAGAUCUUCGACGAACAUUUAUCCGACAUGAUGAUCGCUUUUUGGAACAAGUCAUCGAAAUGAGAACAGCAACACAUCCAAAAAUUGGCUACUUGGAGCACACACGGGUCGUCUACACAAAACAAGAUUCU
This is a messenger RNA of Mesorhabditis belari, 618 nucleotides long. Lineage: Eukaryota; Metazoa; Nematoda; Chromadorea; Rhabditida; Rhabditidae. The record is from the annotation of a GenBank genome assembly.